GCGACUCAAGGGAUGGGGUUGGUUGACGAAUGGACGACUGCUUACAGACUCGCUUAUUCAAACAAUUCUGAUGCCGAUUUUAAAGAGUAUUCUGAAAAUGGAAAUGACGUCAAGAGUUUUUUGGGUAACGAUGAUCAAAAUGGAACAGUCCUUCAUUGGUUGAGGAGUCCAUUUGUUGCAAGAUUCGUCCGUAUAUCACCUUUCAAAUGGCAUGGUAAAGGCUGUCUAAGAGCUGAACUCUAUGGGUGUCCAGCACGCGCGGAUUUAAGUGAUAUAGAAAGUAACCUUCCAACCACGCCACAACCUUUACAUCACGAUGCUGCUUUACAACUUGAAACUAUAAAAUCAGAAUCUGUCGAACAACAACAUCAGCUUCCCGAAAAUGCGGGGAGCCUUGUAUAUCAUCAGGCUGAACAGAAUCAAGCGGAAAGUUUAGAAGGUGAAGAAAAAACUGAAGAUAUCCCUUCACAACAUCAUCAUGUCGACGUGGAGGAGGGUGCAACAAGAUCAUUGAAUACACAACUCACACAAUCUGAGUCAGGUCAAAGUGAUGUUUCAAUAGACAUAAUUCCUAUUGUGCAUCUCGAUUUCGACGAAGUGCGCGAUAACGUUAUUCCAGACGUUAGCGGUCACCAUAACGACGCACAUUUUCGACGUCCGGUCGACAUCAGAUCGUUUAGCAAAUCAUGCGAGAGAGGCUUGCGAUUAAACGGUGGCGACGUGUUUUUUGAUGGAGAGUUUUUCAUUGAUAAACCUAGAGAAGAAAUAACCGUUGCAGCAUGGGUAAAACUAUUUAGUAAUGGCGGACAGCAUUCUAUCUUUGAUACAGUCGGCGGAAAAGAUUCGGCUCACAAAGAGGGACAAUAUCAUUUCGAAGUUGACCGUGGUCGUCUUCGUUGGUUUCAUCGAAACGAGGCCAAAGAUAAUGUAUUUAAUAUCUCUUCUCCGUUAAUGAUUCCGUCACACGUGUGGACGCAUUGUGCAGCUACAUACUCCAGUAUAACUGGAAGGGUGGCUGUGUUUGUCAACGGGAAGCUUGGAGCUCAGGGGUUUGGUAUUGGCUCCUUAUCUCAAGAUUGGACUGGACGCGCUGGUAUAGGAAAACACAAAGGGCAGCGAAUAUUGAACGGAGAAAUUGAUGAGUUUUAUAUCUUUAAUAAGGCCUUAAGGCCCAGCAAAAUCGAAAUGUUGAUGAGACGUUGUAGCUUUGAAACUGAAUGUCAAGGUCCACUUGGAAUGCAGUCAAAACUCAUACAAGAUUCACAGAUCUCAUCCAGCUCCACAUAUAACUUGCACAAACCGUUCUAUGCUAGAAUGAACCUUGCUUCUUUCGGAGGUGAUCCGGCUCGCACUGCAUGGUGUGCUGUUAAAGACGAUAAAAACCCAUACCUUGAAAUCGAGCUACCAGAGAUGACCUCGUUAACUGGGGUGGCAACCCAGGGUCUUUCCAUAUUUGACAAUUGGGUUACAUCAUACUUAUUUUGUUACAGUGAUAACAGAGCCGUUUGGGUCUGUUAUAAAGAAAAAGGGUACGAUAAAAUCUUCGAAGCAAAUUCUGAUAAGAACUCGGUAAAACGACAUUACUUUCAUCACCCCGUAGACGGAAAGUAUGUACGCAUACGUCCGCAAUCUUGGUAUGGCAAUCAUUUAUGCAUGAGAGUCGAAAUUUACGGUUGUACGAUGGACUUGUUACCAGAUCCUUAUGAUUCAUUUGGAAGUUUACAUGUUUUUAUGGAAGAUACCGAAGCACAAACGCGAGCAGAAAUUUCGCCGAAAGAAGCGUGCAAUAAUCCUCUUGGUGUUUCCAAUGGUGAAGUCGACGACAUGCAUUUGACGGUAUCUUCUUCCCUUGACGAAAACCAUCUACCAUUUUAUGGAAGGCUUGUACGAGAGUCUAUCGACCAAUCAGAUAUUAAAGGUUGCUGGUGUGCGCGCGAUGUUAAUCUGCGACAAUAUAUCGAAGCAGAUUUAGGUGAAGUAAAAACGAUCACAGGAAUCGCUACUCAAGGUUAUGUUGCGCAUGACAAUUGGGUGGCUAGCUAUCGAUUAGGAUAUAGCGACGAUUCGAAUGCACUUGAGUGGUAUCGUGAAAAAGACGACGAAAGGCUUUUUCUCGGUAACACGGAUCGCACUACAAUCGUGAAGCAUUUCCUCAAACAUCCCGUUCAAGCAAGAUACGUGAGAUUAAAUCCGCGAGCGUGGCAUGGGAUACACAUUUGUAUGAGAUUUGAAAUAUUUGGAUGCAAAGAAGGUCCAUCAAAACAGUCCGUCUCGAUUAAACCCGAGCUUGAUAGUAUAUAUCUUCGAGAUCAUUUUCAUCGUCCGCGUGUAAGUACCGAGCGUGCAGACGAUAAACAUCUCAUCCCGAAAAAAUCAGCAGGGAAGCAUCAUACAUCUGCCGAACGCCUACGAUCUCAAGUAAAGGCGCAUGCGCAUGAAAUAAAGCGACUAACACCCGGUCACAGUACACAUGGAUUCACUGGUGAGACUACUCCAACAAACGAGGAAAUUUUACAAGUUAGUUACCCACAACCAAAGAUUUUAAGACCACCUGUUAGAAACUUAACGAUACCCUUCGAUACCCACACGAAGCCGCAUGCACCAGUGAAAUUAGUUCUGGAUAAAAACCACAAGCCGAAAUUAGAACUGGUGAAGGUAAACAAAGAUAAACAAGAUGGCGGAAAGAGUGGUGCUCACGAAAAAAAUAAAUUAGAUUUACACAACGAGCAAGACAUACUUCAAGCUGUAAGUAAGUUGCAAGAACUUCCCGAGGAUAAAAUCUCCGCUGAAUUAAAAGGCUCCAUAUUGCAAUUAGCAAAAGCAAAGUUGAUUGAAGAUUUGCAAAGAAAACAUCAAGCAGCCGCCGCAGAAGAACAAUGCAAAAAAGGUUUUUGUCCAUCUAAGAGCGAAGCCACUACUAACAACGCAGAAGAAGUGGCUAAUCAACUUAAUGUCGUUGAUAUGCCGUCUUUAUAUCCCGUACAAAACCAUGCCGUGUAUCCUCAGUAUACUAUGCAGCAAAAACCAGCCCCUCUUAUAGACGCAACCCAAGUGUUAAUGAACUUUCCAGAGCUGCGUCAAAAUGGAAUUACAGAGGAUGUUCUGGAAAGUUUGGCCACACGUGUACCGAAUUUAGAACAACGCAUAUACGCUCACUUUGCUAUGAAGAGUAGCAUGAAUAACAACAAUGCAAUUCGAAAUGACCUUGCCAUGUCAAACUUAGCAUUCAUGAAGAACUACAAAGACUAUAUGAAAUACGCUGAUACGAAUAAUCCGUCAGGACCGCCAGAAAAUAUUUUUCCCGAACAACAUAGAGUUGAAGAGUACACUGGAAGUCCAUUACCAGCCGACACCGUGUAUGGUCAACAGAGUAAUAUUUAUGGUUAUCAGAAACCAUGCACUCGGAGUGGAGGCUGCGCAGAUUUACCCGAAAGCUAUUUAUAUAAAUCACCUCACGCACCACCGCCGAAGCCAGACAUUUAUGUAAAGGAUGCCUCCCAAGUUGUCACAUCCUAUCACGACAAGACAAAAAUAACGCCGGAUUAUCUUACACCGCCUGGUCCUGACCCAAGAUACGUGAAUUACUAUCACAAUUACUUAGAAGGGAAAGAUGCAGAACCAGUCAUGCCACCUACGUUAUAUCCUCCAACAAAGCCACCGCCACCUCCGCCACCACCUCUACCCCCACCGCCGCCGCCUUAUAUUGAAUUGUCUACUACUGUGGAGCAGCUACCUCCGGUAAGCAUACAAGCAUCAUUUCCCACUCAUCAAUUAGAGUCGGUACCUGCUUCUGUGCCUGUGGUGGAACACGAAGUUAACAUUGACUGGACGCCAUACAGUUCGUGCAGUGCUACAUGUGGAAGAGGUGAAAAGAAACGCUUUCGAAGGUGUACCGUACCUGACUGUCCUUCUGGUGGCGUGGAAAUUGAAACGGUGCCUUGUGCAGAGGCGGAAUGUACUGGAGUCAAUCCGUACGAUUGGUCGGCUUAUACGCCAUGUAGUACAACAUGUGGUGAAGGUACAAGUGUAAGGUAUAGGUUGUGCAGAGGUGAAAACUGCGCUGCUGAUGGAUAUGAAACAGAACAGAUCAGCUGCUACAAACCUAACUGCCCAAUUUGCGUGUUGGAUUUUGAAGUUGUGCAGAGCCGUGAAGUUAUUGACCAAUCAGGACACAGUAAUAAUGGAUUUUUGGAUCAACAAGUUGUUAUAAGGGAACAUCCACAAAUAUGUGGACAUUAUGCCGACCUUACAAAUAAUGGAGAGAUAUUAUUUUAUCCGGAUUCGUUUUUUGGAAAGCCUCGAACUGGCAUUUCAAUUGCAUGUUGGGUAAAUAUACAAGGAGACCUCAGCGGAAAGCAUUCUAUAUUUAGCACUGUGCGCCAAACUGGCGAUAAUACGUUUAUAGGUGGCUAUCAUUUCGAACUAGACGGUGGUCGAGUACGUUGGUUCCAUCGUGAUGAAAAGGGGACGGAAAUUUUUAGUAUGACCACCAACGUGGUAACACUGUCACGUGUGUGGAUGCAUUAUACUGUGACAUAUGAUGGAUAUAAAGGAUUAGCAAAGGUAUUUGUUGAUGGUAAAGAACGUGGAAGUCAAGAAGGAGCGGGUUUGCUUGCAGCUGAUUGGGGCUACAAAGCUUCAAUAGGCUACUAUGAUUUUGAUGAUCGUCGAUUAAACGGUUGGUUCGACGAGUUUAUUAUGUAUGAUUACCCACUCGGUGAAGACGAAGUGUUCGAAUUACUUGGCAAAAUGCGUUGUCCCACCGGUAAUUCAACUACAAUCGAAAUUGAUGCUUUUAAAUUCGAGAAUUUGAAACUGGAUAAUCAUUUAAAAAGAAGCUUAAACGAAGACGAAGACUUUUACAAUAAAAUAGAACACGUUAAGAGAGUGAAACUAAGCGAGGAACGAGCGAAUUCAAAGAUAAAUACGAAGCAGAAGCUACGUAACACGAAGUUCAAAAACAACAUUGCCAAGCAUAAAAUCAUAGAAAAACCUUUGAAGAGUAUCAUAGGUAAAAAUAUUGCAAGUAAAAACAAUAAAACCUCUCACUUAUCAAGAACAAACAGGUCGAAUACAACGGCACCGAAACUCCUAAAAUUAAGUAGUCACAUUAAAACAACAAACGUUAAAAAGGAGCCGCAUAGAUAGACAUUAAUAUUAACGGCACCGAAACCCGAUUAACUGCACCGAAAUCCUCAAUGGGGAAUGUGAUUAUUCUCUCUGUUGGUUAAUAUGUUUCAAUAUUCAACAAUGAGAGAAUAAGAUCUUCUGAAUGUCAGCACUUCAUCAGUGAAAAUAUGUAUAAAUAUGUGUAUGCAAUGUAAGAUACGCAGAAGAAAAGAGUGACCGGUUUACGGUACUAAAUGACAUUUUGUUAAUAGCCUAAUAAUUUUAUUUUGUACGUAAAAAUAACAGCGAUAUAAUUUUUCUUCUUAA
This is a messenger RNA of Hydractinia symbiolongicarpus, 5436 nucleotides long. RefSeq lists its product as uncharacterized. The record is from RefSeq and is a predicted model, not a curated record. Lineage: Eukaryota; Metazoa; Cnidaria; Hydrozoa; Anthoathecata; Hydractiniidae. The coding region runs from base 13 to 5148 and encodes 1711 amino acids. The transcript has 13 exons.